AUGAGGAGAAUCUGCCGUAGAAGUGUGACUCUGCCAUUUUUCAUCAGUCAUUCACCAGGUCACCCAGGCCCUCCAGCAAAUCCUGCAGGAGCCAUGAAAGUUUUAAUCAAGACCAUGAAAUUUGCCCACAGUAAGUUGCUGGCUUGGCUCAGCUCCGCUGACGUAAGGCGAACACAGGGAACGGCGUCGUCUGCAAAAACAGAACAAGAGUCUGGAGGAGCCGAGAAAGGUCAGCUCUGUGAGCCAACACAAUUCCAGCUCUCUGUUUCGUGCGGAGUGACGGUCACGGCGGUAUUUGGCUCUCUUGCCAUGAUCUCUGCACAGCAGCCACCAUUUCCCAGCAAAAUUCAAAGAACAAUGGACUGCCAAUCUGAGGAAGAAGAAACAUGUGAAGAGCAGUAUGACUCUGAAAACUGUACUUGCAGCUCUGAGGAUGCAGAAUCUGAAAGAGGGUCACCAGUAACUCUUAAAAUACUGCAGAACUGGGUUCCUAGAGUUUCACACUACUUUGAUAAGGAGCACUAUACAUACGUUGGCCACCAGAUUGUCAUUCAGGAGUCCAUAGAACACUUUGGAGCUGUGGUAUGGCCAGGGGCACUGGCUUUAUCUCAGUAUCUGGAAGCAAAUCAAGAACAAUUCAACCUCAAAGACAAAAAAGUUUUGGAAAUUGGUGCUGGAACAGGCUUGCUUUCCAUUGUGGCCUGUAUCUUAGGGGCUCAUGUUACAGCUACUGAUUUGCCAGAAGUUCUUGAAAAUCUCUCAUAUAAUAUUUCAAGAAAUACACAGAACUUGAAUAUGCACAAACCUGAAGUGAGAAAACUGGUAUGGGGAGAAGGCCUCAAUGAAGACUUUCCUGUAUCAACUUACCAUUAUGAUUUCAUACUGGCAACUGAUGUUGUGUACCAUCAUGGAGCUCUGGACCCCCUGCUAGCAACAAUGGUGUACUUUUGUAAGCCAGGAACAGUAUUACUAUGGGCAAAUAAAUUCAGAUUCAGUACAGACUACGAAUUUUUGGAAAAAGUUUGCAAUAUAUUUAACACAACCAUUCUAGCAGAAUUUCCAGAAUCAAAUGUCAAGCUACUUAAAGCCACAGUAAGAAAGAAUUAAAGAGAAAACUACUACUGAUCUUGAUUUAGUGGCAGCACCUCAAAAAUUGGAAUGCUUUCCAAGAUUAUGUUGCACCAUCUGUGCAUUUAUGGUUGUAAAGUUGCAGUUCCAUCUACGUUUUGCAUUGCAAGUAGAAAAAAACCCAGCAAGGCAAAAGAUAUAGCAGUUUGUCUCUGGUUGAUAAAUAUGACCUGUUCAAACUGACCAAUUCCCCUCCACUGAAGGAACAGUAUUAGUAAGAAGGUUUUAACAAAAAGCAUUGAUCUUCUGGGCUGCACUGAACCUCUGCUGUUUGUAAGCUGCUUUCUUUCAGCAAGUUUUAUUUAGGUACUCAUCCAGAAACCAAUACAAAUUUUAGCUUCAGUAUUUUUAUUCAUUAUAAAAAUCUUUUAAAGUAUCAGAGUGAACAUGGUGGUAUUUUGAUCUUCAACUUUGCACAUUUAUUCUGCUGUGUUUUGUAUUUUUAACAUUAAUAAACAUCUAUGUAUAGCUUUACAAUAUCUGAUCAACAUGUAACUGUCUGGCACUUUUAUACAUGUAUCAGCCUGUCCUGAUAUUCAGCUUCACCAGGAUUUCUGAGUUUGCCUGAAAUCACUCCAAAAUGAAGAGUUUUGAAAAUUUACAAGAGUACCUAUGCAUCUGCAAUUCUGAGAAACAUUGUAACCAUUUGAGAGGUUGAAUUUUUCUCAAAAACAUUAAAUGUAAACUCUUGCAAACAA
Molecule: messenger RNA, 1826 nt
Organism: Zonotrichia albicollis (white-throated sparrow)
Lineage: Eukaryota; Metazoa; Chordata; Aves; Passeriformes; Passerellidae
Source: RefSeq, a predicted model, not a curated record